AUCCUUUCUCUCAUUCCGGUUGAAGGAGCAAGGGAGUCCGUAACCAAAAUUCGGGUAUAUUGAGUUUCGAGUGUGUAAAUAUACCAUUUGCGAAUUAAAUUUUAUUUUGGAAUAUUUUUGAUUAAACAUGCCAUUGGUAAUAGUUACUGGUUUACCAUCUAGUGGUAAAUCAACCCGUGCAGAACAAAUAAAACAUUGUUUGGAAAAUCGUGGGAAAACGGUCAACAUCGUGUCUGAGGAAAAUUGUAUUCAACUAGCCGGAUUCGAGAAAAAUGACAUGUUCCGAGACUCCCAAAAGGAAAAAAUGGUACGAUCUAAUAUGAAAUCUGAAGCGUUGCGGCUUUUGAACAAGAACGAUGUUGUCGUGAUUGACGGCAGUAACUACAUUAAGGGAUAUCGAUACGAAAUAUUCUGUGCAAGCAAAGCUUCCCGAACUACUCAGUGUACUGUUUAUUGUGCCAUUACAAAAGACCAGGCCUGGGCAUUUAACGAAACGGAUAACAAAAAUCGAAAAGCAUAUGAAAAAGACGUGUUUGAUGCUCUAUGUUUACGUUACGAAGAACCUCAACACAACAACCGCUGGGAUAGCCCUUUGUUCACUUGGUUUCCCGAGGAGGAACUCGAUGAGGAAAACUUAUUCAACGCACUCUACACUACGAAAUCUCUUGUACCAAAUUUAUCAACGCAGAACCCUCCUCUUAGUUCUACAAAUUUUCUGUUUGAGAUGGAUAAAAUAACCCAAGAAAUCAUCGAUCAAGUACUGUCAGCCCGAAAGUUAGGCCUCGUCGGAUCGGUGAAGGUGAAAACAGCCAAUUCCAGCAAACAGAUGCUUGAAGUAGACGUUCCAGCAGACAUGAAUGCUGCUCAACUCAACCGCAUUCGGCGACAAUUCUUGAAUUAUAUGAAGCUCCACACCACGCCCGGAUCGACAAUUGACAAAAUCCCUUCAAUGUUUGUACAGUUUCUUAACUCAAACUGUGAUCGGUAGUUAAAUAAAGGAAGAGUAUUGAUGAAUGUUCAAAGAGAGAAAAGUAUGGGCUUGUACGUGGCACAGCCUAGCUUUGAAAAGGUUUUUGACAAACUAAAAAUAUGCUUUUGUACUCGCUUUGGUGCAUCGAUGCCGGAUUUUGAGCAUAUUUGGUUGGGACAUCAGUUUUGUUUUUCUGAAAUAGACACAUAUGAAAUUA
Uranotaenia lowii is the source of this 1187-nucleotide messenger RNA. RefSeq names its product protein KTI12 homolog. Lineage: Eukaryota; Metazoa; Arthropoda; Insecta; Diptera; Culicidae. The transcript is spliced from 2 exons. The record is from RefSeq and is a predicted model, not a curated record. Bases 128 to 988 code for a protein of 286 amino acids.